AGGAUAUAAUGGAAUAUGUUUUGUACGCGAAAUAGCAAACAUUUAAUUAGGUUGUUAACCUGCCGUUUUCGAGUUAUUCCCGAUUGUAACAUUACUAGAAAGAGUUGUAGGGCUGGACUGUACAGAUUAGAAAUGAGUAGCCUAGCCUUGCUAGCAGUUCAGAGACUUGUAAAGUCGAAGCACAAGCUGAAGCACUGCAAACUGUAUUAUUGUUCAAACUUGGCUUCGCCACGGUCUUGUUUCGAUUUGUUGCAUUUCAGGUUUUUCUGUUUAUUUAGCCGGCUUACCUACUGUGCGAUUGUGGGAGGGUUUGGCAACUCAGUCGUUAACAUCUUUCUGAGCUCAUGGUGACGCCUGCAAAGUAGCCUCCUUCAAAGGUUCUCUUUUUAUUUGGAUUGUUGAUGUGCGGUAAUACGGAUUAUUAACGGGACAGCCUCAAAUCGCUGCAGAACGUUCCAAGAAGAGUAGACGCUUCCUCGUUCCUGACGCCACUUAAUAUUAACGAGGUGAGCUGUCUCCACCCUCGCCACAAUGACAAAAUUGGCCUUCCUACGUUUGUCCUAUGAGAAGCAGGACACAUUGCUGAAGCUGCUCAUCCUUUCUAUGGCUGCUAUCCUCUCAUUCUCCACCAGACUGUUUUCCGUCUUGAGGUUUGAAAGUGUCAUCCACGAGUUUGAUCCGUAUUUCAACUACCGUACAACACGCUUCCUGGCAGAAGAAGGAUUUUACAACUUUCAUAACUGGUUUGAUGACCGAGCAUGGUAUCCACUUGGGAGGAUCAUCGGUGGCACCAUUUAUCCAGGACUGAUGAUCACCUCGGCUGCCCUGUACCACGUCUUACAUUUUUUCCACAUCACCAUUGAUAUCCGCAAUGUCUGCGUUUUUCUGGCUCCCUUGUUCUCAUCCUUCACAGCCAUUGUCACCUAUCACUUCACCAAGGAGUUGAAGGAUGCCGGUGCUGGGCUCUUGGCUGCAGCCAUGAUUGCUGUGGUACCUGGUUACAUCUCCCGUUCUGUUGCUGGCUCCUAUGACAAUGAAGGUAUUGCCAUCUUCUGCAUGCUGUUGACUUACUACAUGUGGAUCAAGGCUGUAAAAACUGGAUCUGUGUACUGGUCCUCUAUAUGCGCUCUGGCCUACUUCUAUAUGGUUUCGUCCUGGGGUGGCUAUGUGUUCCUGAUCAACCUUAUCCCCCUCCACGUCUUGGUUCUGAUGCUCACGGGACGUUUCUCUCACCGUAUCUAUGUAGCAUACUGCACAGUCUACUGCCUGGGCACCAUCCUGUCCAUGCAGAUUUCCUUUGUUGGUUUCCAGCCGGUGCAGUCCUCCGAGCACAUGGCAGCAUUUGGCGUGUUUGGCUUGUGCCAGAUUCAUGCCUUUGUGGACUACCUACGCAGCAAACUCAACGCUCAGCAAUUUGAGGUGCUGUUUAAGAGCGUCAUCUCCCUGGUGGGAUUCCUCCUGCUGUCCGUGGGUGCUGUUCUCAUGCUGACGGGAAAGAUAUCGCCAUGGACUGGUCGUUUCUACUCCUUGCUGGACCCCUCCUAUGCCAAAAACAAUAUCCCCAUCAUUGCGUCUGUCUCUGAGCACCAGCCCACUACUUGGUCCUCCUACUAUUUUGACCUCCAGCUGCUGGUGUUUAUGUUCCCAGUCGGUCUUUACUACUGUUUCAACAACUUGUCGGAUGCGAGGAUCUUCAUCAUCAUGUACGGCGUGACCAGCAUGUACUUCUCAGCUGUCAUGGUUCGACUGAUGUUGGUGUUGGCCCCUGUCAUGUGCAUCCUGUCUGGCAUCGGUGUAUCCCAGGUGCUAACAACCUACAUGAAGAAUUUGGACGUCAGCAGGCCAGACAAAAAGAGCAAGAAGCAGCAGGACUCCACCUACCCCAUUAAAAACGAAGUUGCCUCUGGGAUGAUUCUGGUAAUGGCCUUCUUCCUAAUCACAUACACCUUCCACUCUACCUGGGUGACAAGCGAAGCCUACUCCUCUCCCUCAAUUGUCCUGUCUGCCCGUGGAGGGGAUGGCAGCCGUAUCAUCUUUGAUGACUUCAGAGAGGCCUACUAUUGGCUUCGCCACAACACCCCAGAGGAUUCUAAAGUUAUGUCAUGGUGGGAUUACGGCUACCAGAUAACUGCAAUGGCUAAUCGAACCAUUCUAGUGGACAACAACACGUGGAACAACACGCACAUCUCUCGAGUUGGGCAGGCCAUGGCAUCCACUGAGGAGCGAGCCUAUGAGAUUAUGAGGGAGCUAGAUGUCAGUUAUGUCCUGGUCAUCUUUGGAGGACUGACAGGUUAUUCCUCAGAUGAUAUCAACAAGUUCCUGUGGAUGGUCCGCAUCGGGGGCAGCACGGACACAGGGAAGCACAUCAAGGAGCACGACUACUACACUCCCACGGGGGAGUUCAGAGUGGACCGCGAAGGCUCACCCGUGCUCCUCAACUGCCUCAUGUACAAAAUGUGCUACUACCGCUUUGGCCAGGUCUACACCGAGGCCAAGCGCCCACCAGGUUAUGACAGAGUGAGGAACGCUGAAAUUGGUAACAAAGACUUUGAACUGGAUGUGUUGGAAGAGGCCUACACGACAGAACACUGGCUUGUUAGGAUAUACAAGGUGAAAGAUCUGGACAACCGGGGUCUUUCAAGAACAUAAACCCCUUGAAGACAAUGAAACACCCUGUUUGCGCACAGCACUGAACACCUUUCCCUAUGGUCAGCAGAUGAGCUGGUCAACAAUACUUUUUUUUUUUAUACGGUUUGUUUUGGGGAAGAAAACUGCAGAGAGAUUUGUGUGGGUGUGUAUGUGAGAUUUUGUUCUGUUAUUAUAAUAAAUUGUUUCAUAAUACCCAGUCUGAUGUUGGGAAGCCUAAUUUGACAAAGUGGCCAAAAGUCAGCAGUGUUCAUUGGAGCAGCUUUUUGAUUUUGUACAAUGUGGUCAAAUAAAGCAGGAAUUAAACAUGGGUAAAACAUU
Phycodurus eques (leafy seadragon) is the source of this 2967-nucleotide messenger RNA. RefSeq names its product STT3 oligosaccharyltransferase complex catalytic subunit A (gene stt3a). Gene Ontology annotation, molecular function: dolichyl-diphosphooligosaccharide-protein glycotransferase activity. Lineage: Eukaryota; Metazoa; Chordata; Actinopteri; Syngnathiformes; Syngnathidae. Gene Ontology annotation, biological process: post-translational protein modification. The transcript has 18 exons. Gene Ontology annotation, cellular component: membrane. Bases 532 to 2649 code for a protein of 705 amino acids. The record is from RefSeq and is a predicted model, not a curated record.